Molecule: messenger RNA, 1056 nt
Organism: Apis mellifera (honey bee)
Lineage: Eukaryota; Metazoa; Arthropoda; Insecta; Hymenoptera; Apidae
Exons: 2
Coding region: 349-783 (144 amino acids)
Source: RefSeq, a predicted model, not a curated record
UACGUCCAGUCUCCCGUUGAUCGUUCGAAACGAGAAGAACAUAGGCACGGAGGCGUGCGAAUGUUUUCACGCGGCAUACGUGCAGACGCGGGCGCGCGAGUGCGCGCGCGAAAAAACACAGCUAAAUACGCCGCGGAAUUGCGCCUAUAUACGCGCACACGGAUGUUCGAAUCUGGUGCCACGUCCGCGUUCCGCGUGUGUGUCGGUGCUAGGUGCUCUCGCGCACGCGCGGCUGUGUGUUGGUGAGAGAGCCGCGAGAGAGAGAGAGAGAGAGAGACAUGCGGAUUGUGCGGUUGUGUGUCGGCGACGCGCCGCUCUCGGUCGGCUCGCGUGAGUCACCAACAGCUGAUGGCUGGCGCCACUCAGCUGGUUGUUACCGGUGCCUUCGCACGAGCCUCGCUAUCUCUGGCUGCCUAUCAGCUGCGAGCAACUAGGAAAACGACCGGAAAGGACGUCUUGUCGAGCUCUAUAAAAAAACCAGAGAGAAAAAGUGCCGUGGUUACGCGACGGCGUCUACGAUGGCGUUGGCGUUCCUUCGAGCCUUCCAACCUGAUCGCCUUGUCGGGUAUAAAUGAAACACGUAGUCGAAACACGCGCCGAGAAGAUUACACGCUUCCGUUUCACUUCAGAUUCCAUGCCCGAUCGAGUAAUUCCCCGGAGUGGAGAUAUUUAGGUAUAUACGUGUAUACGCGACGCGCAAACGUUCUGUCGUAUAACGGAAAAGGUCAAGGUUCAUUGAAAAGAUCUAUCUCUGUUCCACGAUUGCUGGAUGCAACGAUCUGAUGUUACGCCAUUUGUUUGUCGAUAUACGCGUACGCUGAUCUUGCGCGAUUAAUUUUGGUAUUUCGAGUGCUAAGAAUGGAUUUUGAUACGCGAUCGAGAUUACUCUUACAUGUACGAUUUUAUAAUUAAAAAUAUUUUACGUCGUGCAAAUUUUAAUACAUAAUCCGUUCUCUAUCCGUUAAUAUUAUGUUUACGUUUCUACAACAUUUUAUUUAUUUUCAACAUUAUAUAAUUCUCUUUUUACUUUGAGUAUGUGUCAACAACUAUCCUAUU